CUCUUGGAAUCAUUGAUAUCGAUCCGAAUCAUCAGUUAUCGAAUUUUGAACAAUUUGAUCUCGAGGAAGAUGGUCUUAUCGAGGAGAAUGAUCAGUCUAAAGAUGCUUCUGUCAAUCGUACAACAAGCAUUUACGUUAGCGAUGAUGUGUGGAAUCAAUUAGCGGCUGUUAAUGGCGACAAUAUAAACCCGUUCUUCCUUAAUCCAGAAGAUAGAUUUGGUGGUGCGGGGGUUUCUACUGUAUCCCCAUUAACUCCAAUACAAGAAGUUCCUCCUAGUAGUAGUAGUGUUGGCGAAGAUAAAAGUCCUGGAACUCCAGAACAAAGUUCCUCUGCUGAUGGCAGUCCUUCACUGGGAGCUCGUACUAGGGCUCUUAGAAGGCCUGAAAGAUUUCAAGCAGUAUCUCCUAUUCCUAGUGCACCACAGGAUAGGCGUCUCCUCCUUGCCACACUCUUGGCGCGUCUUAAUGCUAACAGCGAUAUCGACAACCACAUGUUCCGUAAACUUUGUUAUUUGUCAAAAGAGACGCCAUUAUCUGCUGGUGCCGAAUCUGCUGAUAUUUGGGAAAAUGGCGAUCGGUUCUCGGAGUUAAUUACUGCAUUACUUGUGUUUUUGGAAAAUCCACUACAGAAUAAUUCUGAAUUAAAAGAAAAUGCACUGCAAUUACUUCAGCAAUUGCUGCUCAACCAAACUGAGUAUGUGCAAGGCAUGGAACGGGAUCUUUUGCGUAUACUGUUAGAGUGUCGCGCUGAUCCGGCGAACAAUGUAUGUGGCAAAGUCGACGAAAUUCUAGACACAUACGUACAAAUAGUAGACCCACUUCUUGGUCUCUAUUCACUAAUAGACAUUAUGGAAUCUAGAUCGGCAUUUGUAGUGCUCGCGAAACUGGUGAAAAGAUUUGAUCAAAAGUCGCUGGAGAGACAAGUUGGCAGGAUUUUGCCGUUAGCUAUUCGGGGAUUCAAUGACCCGAAAGCUGAGAUUCGCAAAUCAAUAGUUGAAGCCCUUGUUUCUAUAUAUUCUGUAAUCGGUGAUGAUUCUACCAUGUUCCAAUACCUCAGCAGUCUUAACUCGUCACAACAGAAUCUCAUCAAAUACUACUUUAAGCGCGCGUCGGUUAGCGCACAUGGAAUUCAAGUAUAA
Messenger RNA from Ambispora gerdemannii, 1139 nucleotides. The record is from the annotation of a GenBank genome assembly. Lineage: Eukaryota; Fungi; Glomeromycota; Glomeromycetes; Archaeosporales; Ambisporaceae.